Molecule: messenger RNA, 6290 nt
Organism: Monodelphis domestica (gray short-tailed opossum)
Lineage: Eukaryota; Metazoa; Chordata; Mammalia; Didelphimorphia; Didelphidae
Gene: LIN9
Product: lin-9 DREAM MuvB core complex component
Biological process (GO): regulation of cell cycle; regulation of transcription by RNA polymerase II; reproductive process
Cellular component (GO): transcription repressor complex; nucleoplasm
Molecular function (GO): DNA binding
Source: RefSeq, a predicted model, not a curated record
AGGGCUGGCAGCUGCUGUAUCAGCCUGGGGCUCGGUUGAGGGAACCCUGGGGCACCUCGGCCUGGGGCGGGAGGGCCGGCGGGCUCGGCUUCCCUGCCCCCUCCCCCCUUCCUGGGGCCGGCGCGAACCCCCGCGCGCCCGCCCCCUCGCGCGCCCUCUGCGCAGCGCCGGGGUGUCCCCGCGCGCGCGGGCCAGGCCGCGAGACUGGGGAGCCCGGGGAGGGAGGGAGAGAGAGGGCGAGCGGGAGAGAGAGUGAGCUCCUGCAUUCGAACCUCCCUCGCAAAGGCUCUCUCCGCCCCACAAUGCACCGCGGCGGGCAGCCUUUGAAAAAGCGGCGCGGCUCAUUCAAGAUGGCGGAGCUCGACCAGUUGCCUGACGAGAGUUCUUCAGCAAAAGCACUUGUUAGUUUAAAAGAGGGAAGCUUAUCCAAUACAUGGAAUGAAAAAUACAGUUCCUUACAGAAGACUCCGGUUUGGAAAGGCAAGAACACAGCUUCUUCAGUAGAAAUGCCCUUCAGAAAUUCAAAACGAAGCCGUCUUUUUUGUGAAGAUGAUGACAGACAAUUAAGUACAAGAUCCCCCAAAAGAAAUCAGAGAGUUGCAAUGGUUCCACAGAAAUUUACAGCAACAAUGUCAACACCAGACAAGAAAGCUUCACAGAAGAUUGGCUUCCGGCUACGCAACCUUCUCAAACUUCCUAAGGCACACAAGUGGUGUAUAUAUGAGUGGUUCUAUUCCAAUAUAGAUAAACCAUUAUUUGAAGGAGAUAAUGACUUUUGUGUCUGUCUAAAAGAGUCUUUUCCUAAUCUAAAGACCCGAAAGUUAACAAGAGUGGAAUGGGGGAAAAUUAGACGGCUGAUGGGAAAACCACGGAGGUGUUCUUCAGCAUUUUUUGAAGAAGAAAGAGCAGCAUUAAAACAGAAACGGCAAAAAAUUCGGCUCCUACAACAAAGGAAGGUUGCAGAUGUUUCCCAAUUCAAAGAUCUUCCAGAUGAGAUUCCUCUUCCUUUGGUCAUUGGGACGAAGGUUACAGCACGAUUGCGUGGUGUUCAUGAUGGCCUCUUUACUGGGCAGAUAGAUGCUGUAGACACACUUAAUGCCACUUAUAGAGUUACGUUUGAUAGAGCAGGACUUGGAACCCAUACUGUCCCUGAUUAUGAAGUUCUGAGCAAUGAGCCUCAUGAAACAAUGCCAAUUGCUGCCUUUGGACAAAAACAGCGGCCGUCUCGAUUUUUCAUGACUCCACCACGGUUACAUUAUACUCCUCCUCUCCAGUCACCAAUUACAGAUAAUGAUCCUUUAUUAGGACAGUCACCAUGGAGAAGCAAACUUCCAGGUUCAGAUACAGAAACAUUAGGUGGUUUUCCAGUGGAAUUCCUUAUCCAAGUAACUAGAUUAUCAAAAAUUCUUAUGAUUAAAAAGGAGCACAUCAAGAAAUUAAGAGAAAUGAACACAGAGGCAGAAAAAUUGAAGUCCUAUUCUAUGCCCAUCAGCAUUGAAUUUCAGAGGAGAUAUGCAACUAUUGUUCUAGAUCUUGAACAGCUGAACAAGGAUCUAAACAAAGUUUUACAUAAAGUUCAGCAGUACUGUUAUGAGCUUGCUCCAGACCAAGGACUCCAGCCUGCAGACCAACCAACAGAUAUGAGACGCAGAUGUGAAGAAGAAGCGCAAGAAAUUGUUAGACAUGCAAAUGCAUCUACUGGACAACCCUGUGUUGAAAAUGAAAAUCUUACUGAAUUAAUCUCUAGACUUACAGCAAUAUUAUUACAGAUUAAGUGUCUAGCAGAAGGAGGUGACCUGAAUUCCUUUGAAUUCAAAUCACUUACUGAUUCACUUAAUGACAUCAAGAGUUCAAUAGAUGCUUCUAAUAUCAGACUCAGCCCGGAGUGACACAAACUAAGAUUACAAUGGAAAAGCCAGAGGCAAGGAGGUGGCCAGGGCACCAAAUGGUUACAGCCUGGACUAGGGCUGUAAUUGUGAAUAGAGAGAGGAGGGACUAAAUCCAGAAAACAGCAAGAUUUGCAGAUAGUCCAGGAGGAGUGAUAUACAAAGAGGACAGACACCAAGACUUUGAGGGACGGUAAGAUUGAAUGCUAGUGAUGGCAAUGGAGAAGUUAAAAUCAAUAAUAAUAAUAGCUGAUACUUAUAAUAGCAUGUUAAGUUUACACACCACUUUACAUAUGUGAUCUUAUUUGACCCUCACAACAUCCCUGUGAGGUAGGCACUCUAAAUAUUAUUACCCUUAUUGUGACUUGCUCACCAUAAUCAUGUGCUCAUAUAACUCAUUUAUCAGAGGCAGGAUUUGAAACUAGACUUCCCCGUCUUCCAUGCUAGGUUUAACUAGCACUACAAGAGAAACAAGGCUUAUUUGGGGGAGAAGUCAAUGAACUCCAAAGAUCCAAUUGGAAAUAUUGUGUAAACAGUUAAAAGCAUAGAUUUGGCAAGAAGAAGAAAGGAUAUGCCUUGGGUUACAUAAGUUUGGUUCGUAAAGGCUGAGUAAAUGAACUCCCAAAGUAUAGAAAAAACAUGAAGACUUGACUAAAAGUUAAUAGUUGAGAAGAAGGCCCAAUAAAGAAAAGGAAUGAGACUGGGAACUAAGAGCAUUAGUUCAAAUUAAGAAAGAUGAACACAGUGGUCUUAACAGUAGGCUAGAAAGAGUAGAUGAAACUUUUGAUAGGUCUCUUGAUCCAUGCUUGGAGUCCAUUGUACCUGUCCAAGAUCAUAAGCCAAGAUUUUCCUUUAAUCUUGAUCAAGAAUUGCUGAAUGUAGAUAAGACACGUUCUUCCCACAAGUCUAGUUUUGAACCAGUGUCUUCAGAUAUAGGUGAAAAGGUUUCAAAAUUCUGUCCUUGGCUAUGGGGGCCAGAGAGCCCAACUCCACCCCUGUUUGGAUCAGGCAAGCAGUUCACAUCUACCUCAAGAGGCAGCAGGGGAACCAAAUGUUCCCCUUCAGUUCCAAGAGGAGAAUGAUUGAGGAAAAGCUCUGGUCCUGCUGAGGGAUUAUAGGACUUUCCUCUCUGCCGACGGGAUUUGGCGCGUCUGUUCUGGAACCAGACCUAGGAGAACAUAAGGAAAAUUUGCAUUUGAUAAAAAGUUUUUACUACCACUACAGAAUGGUCAUAAUUUAAUAAAUAAAUAAAUUCAAUUCAAAGCCCUAUAUUUUAAUAGCAAAAAUUGGGUAUCUGUCAGCUGAUUUUGAAUGUCAUUUAUGCCUCAGUUUCUCCAACUGCAAGACAAGUAUAAUACCUAUACUUCUGAAUCUUACAGAGAUAUUCUGAGCAUAGAGUAAGAUCAUUUAUGCAAAAAGUUCUCUUGUAGAGGUGAAAAUGUGCCAAAUUUUCAGAAUAAAGAUGCUUUUAUACUGAAAUAUAACAGAUAUGACUUUUUCUCAGAAGCUUUUUUUUUUAACAGAAUUCUAUAUAAAUACAAUGAACAUAUAUCAUUAGCAUCCAGAAAAAAUAAGCUCAAAUAAGAGAAAGGCAAGAACAAAAUUUUCCUUUUCAUAAAAUAUUCAAUGUCUCCCUCCAUGCUCCAAUUCGAAUCUCAUCUACCAAAAGGCUAAACAAAGGCUGCUCUCGCUUUAAAAAGAUGAUCUUUCUUUUCUUGUUAGAGGUGAUAGACUACAGGCACAGAAUGCUGCAUGUGUCAUUGGACAUAAUUGAUCAUAUAAGAUUACCAAUAUAAAGCUGGAAGGAAUCUUGGAGGUUAUCUGGUUCAGCCCACAAAUUUUACAAAUGAAGAAACAAGCCAAGAGAGGUUAAAGGAUUUGCCCAAGGUCACACAGUAUAUAGGGAGUGACAGAGCCAGAAUGGCCCCAAUGGCAAAUUUAGCAUUAUUUUCAUCAGACCAUGCACUGUUGUCCAUUUGUUUUGCUCAACCAUUUUUCUUUGUUGCAACAGAGGGUUGUUUGGGAAACAUAGAGUACAUAGUUAUUACGAAAUGACUGAUGUAAAAAUAAAACAAAAAAAAAUUUUAAGGUAUACAAAGAGAUGGGUCAGUGACGCAAAAAGAAAUCCUCAACCAGAAAUGUAUACGUACACAUUGAUGACAGACCUAUUUAAAGAAAAGAAAAGAAAAGAAAAGAAAGCAAAUAUAGGAGAACUUCAGGGAGACUUAGAAGCAAAAGCCAACCACAUGUUGAUUUUGUUGUGAGUUCCUUUGGUUUUACUUUGUUAAAUGCUAAAGAACUUGAGAAGGAUUCUAUCUCUUCAGUAUGUUUUAUCUUUGCUAGUUAUUAAGUUUGAAACUACAAAUUUCCAGAAAUAAAAUGAAAUGAUCUGUCAGCUAGUACUGUGUCAGUGGUAAGGAUCCUCUCCCCAAUCUGACUGGACAUGUAGGCAUUGUCUCCUUCGUUAUCUCCUCUUAACUUCUUCCUUGGGUUGGCUUUACUGUCCCACUCUUCUGCUUCAGUUUCCUGGCUCACUAUCCUAUUCCUUAAACACAGUGUUCUGCCCUGGGUCCUCUUCUCAUUUGCCCUUUUUAUCCUCUUUCUUUUUUGGAUUUUGUGAGCUCUUCCUAUGAUUCAGUUAUCACUGCUAAUGCAGAUGACUCCCAAAACUAUCACCUCCAUUCCUAAACUGUUCAGAAUUCCAGUUCUCUAGAAUUUUUCUUCCUCCUCUUGCUGCUGCUACUCUUCCUCAUCUUCCUCUCCAUCAUCCUCUAUUUUCUUUUUCUCUUCCUUCUCCUUCUCUUCCUCAACUUCUUCCUCAUCCUCCUCUUUGUCUUCCUCCUUUUCCAUUUACUAUUUGUAUUGAUAUCAACCAGGAUCACAACUUAGACCCUCUCUGGCUUCUCCUUCCUUACUUUCCACACUCAUUAAGUGCUAAGCUGUUAAUUUCUAGAUCCAGCUCUCUGAAAUAUCUUCCCUUCCUUUUCAUUACUGCCAUAAGCACCCUUAGGAUUCAGGACUUCAUUUCAUCUCUGACUUCUCUAACUAGUUGUCUUGCCUCUAGUCCAGCAUUGGGGAAUCUUUUCAAUAUCAUGUGCCCAAAGUUCACCUUCAAGCUUCCUGUGAUCUUUCCCCACCCAUUAUCCCAGAGAGCUGAGGGAGGAAGUGCACGCAUUGGGUGGUUGGACAGAGGGGCGCUGGCAGGUGAAAAUUGCCUUCAGGCUCUGUGGAGAGGAGAAGGGAGCAGUCCUCUCUGGCAUACUGGGGUAUGCAUGCUAUGCCUUCACCAACACUGUUCUAGUCAAUUCCUGAUCCAGUCUAUCCUUUACAUUAUUGAUACCCAGUAAAUCUUUCUGAUGUACUAUUCUAGUCCUAUCACUCAAAAAGCUCUAUUGAUUCCUAAUGCCUUCCAAAUAAAGUAUAAAUUCAGCCUGGCACUGAAAGCCCACCAUGAUCUGGCUUCAUCCAAUGUCUAUUACAGCCUUAUUUCAUAUGGUACCCUUGCCCCACACCCCCCCCAUAUUCCAACCAAAAUGUACCAUUUUUUCUCCUGUCAUAUUCCCCGUUCUUAUCCUACUAUUGUCUACCCUGAUCCAAUCCACUUUGUGCCUCUGCUUAAUCUUCUUGAUACUUGAAGUGGAUUUCUCUCACUCCUGUUAAGCCCUUCCCUUCCUUUAGGAUUCCAGUUAUCUUCCCCUAUUAGGUGAAGUCUUUCUGAUUACUUGGAGAACACAGUGUAUCAUUUUCACCUUUUUCUCUCAACCAACCCAUCCUAUCUUCUUUACACUUAGUAAGCACUUAAUCAAUAUUUGUUUAAUGGACAUACUGAUUGUCUAAAAGUGUCUUCCAUGGAAAGAAUAAAUUUUCAUGCAUGUUCUCAAACUCCUACCUCCUCCGAAAAAAAAACCAACCCACUACUAAAACCCCUUAAGGGCAGGAACAUUUUUGUCUUUUUAACCUCAUUACUUAGGGCAGCCCAUGGCACAUAGUAAGUGCUUUUAAAUAUCUGUUAAGUUGAAACAAAUUUUUCUUGAGCCCUCAGUUAUUUCAGAAGUGUAAACAGAAAAAUUGUACAUAGGAAAAAAAAGAAAAAAAUAUCCACUAGGUCAGGAAUAGGGCCCUAAUCACGAAGGGGCAUUUUAUAAAUUAGCUAACAUUUUUUAAAUGCUCUUAAGGCAUUUGCUGUACAAUAACUUUGUAAGGAAAAUAAUGUAAAUAUCAUUUUUCUUAUUUUGCAGAUGAAAUUAAAGCUCAAAAAACAUUGUAUAUAAUAUAGGUAUUAAAUUCAUACUUAAUAGCAUUUAUAUAGCACCUUAAUGUUUGCAAAGUGCUGUACAUAAUCUAAUUUGAUCCUCAACUUCUACUGUGUAUAUGUUCUAUAUUAGCCUAAUAAAUGUGUAAAUG